CUUCAUUUCACCGCAUUCGCUCUUAUAUAUAAUGAUGUGACGAUUGUCAUAUAGGCUUGUGUGCGUAUUUAAAUAAAGUGAGAGCUCCACAGAGGUUUUCUGAACGAAAAAGACCAAACGCGUUGUAUCGAUGCACUCGGCUAUCUCGUUGAGGUGUUUUUGAUGUCGCCAAAGUUUCGUGUUGAAUCUACGGAUUAAUAACUAGGAGAAUCACCUGUUGUCAAACCUGUUUAUAUCAGGAUAAUGGCAAAGUUACCGGGUGCAUCGGGUAUCUCUCUCCUUGGCGACAAAUCAUUAGAAUUUUACCGAGAUCCUACGACUUUCUGCGCACGCCGCAUUGAGAAGCACGGAUGUCGAAUAUUUCAAGCAAGGUUGCUGAACAAGUCAACAUCUUUCGUGUGUUCUGUGAAAGGCAUGAAAGAACUACUUUGCGAAAAGUCGAAUGUAUUCCUCAAAGAUCCCACGGAUAUUAUGACCUACACCUAUGGAGACACCAUUGUUACAGCAAAUGGUGAGGAGGCCAGUUUGCUACGGCUCUCCCUUUCAAGUCUCUUCAAUGGAAAGUGUCUCAGAUCCUGCACUGAUUACAUACAAAGCGCGUGUGAACGUAAUCUAAAGAGCCUGUGUGAAAGCACAGAGUCACAGUCCAUUUAUCCACUCUUCAAGCGGCUGGGAACAGAGCUGGUACUCGGCCUCUUCUUGAAUGUGAAACCAGACGAGACACCGGAGUUAUUUGAGGAGAUCACUCAACUCUCUACCCUCCACUGGCAUGGACUCAUAUCAGCUCCAGUCAACAUCAAGAUGCCCAUGUGGUCCUCAGGCUACUGCACUGCACUGGAGGCCAAAGACAAGCUUAUGAAGAUCAUUAAAGAGAAACUUGAGUCUAGGGAAGAAGGGUUUGUCAGUUGUCUCCAUGAGCUUCCUCUUCCAGAUGAAAACGCGGACUCUCAGCAUCUGCUGCUGUUCAUCUCUGCUCUCAUUCCCAAAGCACUGUCCUCCCUGCUUACGUCCUUUACUCUGGCCCUAUCAGGGCCAAGCAAGGUGGAAGUGCGCCGACGAGCAAGAGCAGAUCCUGAAUACUUUAGUCAUGUGCUGCUAGAGGUCCAGAGACUAUGGCCCCCUGUCAUUGGUGGGCGGAGAAUAGCUAGUCAGGACAGCACACUGGGAGGAUACCAUGUUACUAAGGGAUCAGCUGCCAUGUAUGUGAGCUAUGCCGUUCACCGCGACCCAGAGGUCUUUCAGCAACCUGACGAGUUCCUGCCAGAGAGGUGGAGCGGAAGGAAUGCGGGUCAGGAAAACCUACUGUGCAGUUUAGGGAACGGACCCAGAAAUUGCAUUGGAGCUCAACUCAACCACACAUUUCUCAAGAUCGCCUGUGGCUACCUGCUGCAGCACUACGAUUGGGACCUCGGCCCCGAGACUCAAAAUCUUCAGUACAAGUGGCUUCCUGUGUCCAGACCCGUAAUCCCACCCAUGGUCCAAUUCAGAGCCGUCCAGAACCAAGUCUCGUCACAGACUGACGGCAUUCCACAAAACGACCAAGCCUGAAAACGAGUCCACCCUCUUCCUCAUAUUUUCUUAUAUUAGCAAACCAUGUUAAGUACAUGAACAGCAACUAUUGAUUUAAAUUAUUAUUAUAACACAGGUACCGUUUCUUUGUUUGUUUGUUUGUUUGUUUGUUUUUAAGUGUAAUGCAUUAGCAUAAAGAAAUGAGUAGUAUGAAUUAUUUAGAUUGUAAACACCCUGUGACCGUUCUGUCCUCUAACUGUAAUUACGAGGGCUUGAAAGAAACCGCGGCGCCCCGCUGAUCCAAACACGUCAAGGAAUGCCCUCUGCUUUCUGCACAGGCUCCCCCAAAAAAUGUGCCUUCUCUUAAUCUCUCUUAGCAACCGGGGCUGCUUAGCAACAGCUCCACGGCGACCGGUUCAUGUUUGUGGUGAAUUGUUGUCAUGCAGCUCUCAUUCCUCAGCAGAAGAGAUGCUCAGACAGAAAACUGCAAAUGAAGCCUUUGGUCUGUCACGGCAGACACGCAACACAUCAAUACACGACGCAACGCAACGUCUGUUGGCCUAGUGUAAACUCUGCGUCUUUGCAUUUUACUAUGGUUUUGGAUAGGCUCUUAUAACUACAUUUUUAACGUUUGGCAGUUUAAAUUGCAUAGCUUUGUCUAAUAACAUGAAGAAGGUUCUCCAUUUUGGAGCUGUCUGUUAUGUCUACAUGUAGGGAUUAUUCAUUUCCUGAUCACUGAAUAACACUACAGUGGCACGGGUAAAAUGGAAAAUGAAGCAAAUUGCUGUUACAAACAGGAAGGUUUUACCUUUUUUGUUUUCUUUUUUUUCCAUCACGUCGUCUAGGAUUGUUUCGUUUGCAUAUUAAAAAUACUUGGGACAGUUACAUUCAAUUUUUUAAUCAUGUUCUAUGGAUUUGUAUAUUUCACCGAAUGGUUACACAGCUACUGUUAAUGCUCGCAAUAUAUAAUUGGCUUUUCAUUUGAAUUGCAGUACAGUAUCACUUUGUUUUGGCAUUGACAAUCUUAGUUCUGUUUCAACGUCCAUAACUGGUGCUUAUGUAAGGCAUUUGUGGUUGUGCAAAUCUGAGCAAUAAGUGGGAGAAAAAAAAAGGCAGUAAAAUGUUAGGUAUGCCACUGGACCCUGAUAAUGCUAAAUGUUUUGAAUGGAUAACAUUGUUCAAAAGAUGCCCUUUAGAAACAACUCAAACAACCCUUCAGCUGCGUGACAGACUAUAUACCAUCACGCGCCCCCACCGCACGAACACACAUACACACACACACACACACACACACACACACCAGCUUUACUUUUGACAUCUUUCUCUCGGAGGCGAUGAGUCUCAGGAAUAAAGUCUUAUGUGGAAAGAAAAAAAAAAAUGACUAAUGCUGAUGACUCAUGGCUGUGCUACCAGAGGUGUGAUUUCUCAUUUACUUCUCUCUUUAAAGGAUCCACACAUUUCAAGUCGCCAGGCUACGUUUUCUUGCGUUAAUGUGUCAGAAAAUAUUCAUAACUUGGACCUCAACAAUCGUCCGUUUAUUUCCACGGUAUAGCCAAGUGCGAUAAUUCAUUCGUUCAGUCAGUCAGUCGGUAUUGGAUGGAUGAAUGAAUGUUUGUGGGUGAAUGAAUGUUUGUGGGUAACUGGCAUAAUAAACAGAUAGUUUAGUACGCCCACUCCAUUCUGCAGGAUGCAGUAGCAUUCUGACCUCACAAAAGGUCAUCUCAUUUAAUGUGAGUCUCUUUAGAGUGCAGGCAUACUUACACUGUGGCUUUAUAAGCUCUUGCUUCCUGCAUUGACCUUCCGUUCUGUUAAAAGGGAGGGGGGGGGGGAGUUAGGAAGUGUCUGCCCACUUGUGUUGUUUGUUGAGUCUCUCCUCCCCAACACAGGAGGUGAAUGAGGAGCCAGAUGUCGCUACAAAGAGACCACCCCCCUCCCCCCUUCCCCUCCUCCUUCUCCCACCCCUUUUAAUUGUCGUCGCUAAUGAGGGCGGCUCAGGUAUCAGGGAUCCCGUGCUAGCACGCAACAUCACAGAGUUGUCAUUCAAAUGGUAAUCUUACGUGGAGUACCCAACAGGAUGUGCUCAGGUUCCGUCAGGAACCACAUCCACAGACCGCCGGCUAAUUGCUCCCCCACGGGCCAUGGUUAGCGUGACAGACUUAGGACUCGGAUUACAUAUAUGUUACAGGCAAUUACAGGCCACAUGUGACUUGCUCCUGCUCCUUCUCCUCAGGAAGCUCUUAUUUCAGGUGUGCAUAUGAGCAACAAUUGUAACUCAUCGAAAUAUCACUGUUCAUAUUUAUGUGAAAUCAUACCUUUAUUAAAAUGUCUCUGAACUUA
Messenger RNA from Chanos chanos (milkfish), 3846 nucleotides. Its product is annotated as putative cytochrome P450 120. The transcript has 11 exons. NCBI's taxonomy places the organism in Eukaryota, Metazoa, Chordata, Actinopteri, Gonorynchiformes, Chanidae. Gene Ontology annotation, molecular function: heme binding; oxidoreductase activity, acting on paired donors, with incorporation or reduction of molecular oxygen; monooxygenase activity. The record is from RefSeq and is a predicted model, not a curated record. Gene Ontology annotation, biological process: sterol metabolic process. The coding region runs from base 244 to 1548 and encodes 434 amino acids.